AUGGAGAAGCUCGGACUACGCAAUAACCGAGACUUGCUUCCAGGUAUGGAGGUGCGCUUGCUCCCGCACCAGAUCUUGGGAGUAGCUUGGAUGGUGCAUCAAGAACGUGUAGGCCCGCAUAAGGGGGGUAUCUUGGCCGACGAGAUGGGUCUCGGCAAGACUGUGCAGAUGAUCGCGACCAUGGCCAUCAACCUUCCGGAACCCGAGGAGAGCCACCGCACAACACUGAUUGUUGUACCCGCAGCACUACUACUGCAGUGGAAAGACGAACUCCAGACGAAGACGAACGGCAUGUUCUCGGUGCACAUACACCACGGCAGGGACAAGCUGAAGAGCACCUCCGCGCUCUCGAAGAAAGACGUCAUAAUCACCACGUACCAAACCCUCUGCCAAGACUUCGCGAUCCCAUCCGACAUUGAGAGUGAAGACGAGAUGGAUUAUCUGCUGGACAACGGAGGCUUGAUGUCGCGAAUGAAGUGGUAUCGGGUAAUCCUUGACGAGUCGCAGUUCGUCCGCAAUAGACGAACAAGGUCGAGCAAGGCCGUGGCCAUGCUCCGCGCCAAAUACAGGUGGUGUCUCACCGGCACACCGGUCACAAACUCAUUGGCCGAUCUAUACGGUUUCCUUCGCUUCGGACGAUUUCGCCCUUGGAACGAUUGGCAAGAUUUUGAUGCGUACGUUGCCAAGGUGCAGCUCGAAGACGCGCCGCUUGCUGGUCUGCGCGCACAGGAAAUUCUUAAGCCUCUCCUUCUUCGACGCACCAAAGAUGCUGAAAUCGAAGGAGAGCCGUUGUUGCAGCUCCCUGAGAAACAUGUCGAUCUCGAGUUCCUGGAGUUUUCUGAUGAAGAGAGACAGAUAUAUGACUCCUUCGAGAAGCGUGCGCAGAUGCAAAUCAACCGGUAUAUCAGAGACAACACACUUGUUAAGAAGCAGCUAUCUUGUCAUCCUCAUCUCAUCCUCGAUCAAGCGCGAGGGUUCGAAGAUCCGACUAUGCUUGUUGCCGGCGAAGCUGAGAAAGAGGUCGGGCGGGCCCACAAGCUCAUGGGCGCCGAAUUCAUGGCUCGUGCACAAAUGGCUCAGCUAGACUUCUCAGACGAUAUGGAGCAAGAUGAGGAAGCGACUUGCCCCAAGUGCGGAGACCGUAGCGGCAGAUUGCUUGCUUGCAGCCAUGAAAUCUGCAACGACUGUCUCUUGGUCCUACGCACCGAGCCCAUAGAAGUGAAUGGGGAAUUUGGCAACGGCGACGAAAAAGAGAACCUACGUAUAGAGAAGGACUUCGAAGCGGCCGCUGACAAGGGCUUGCGUCCUUAUGCAGAACCUCACUCCCGCGCACGUGUUCUGUCGCAGGCCUUCGAGCCUUCUCGCGACGAUGCCGCGCGCAAACCUGCGAAACCGAGCGUCGCAAAGAUGGAACCUAUCAGCGUUGACAGUGACAUAGAGAUGAGUUCCAGCUCGGACGAAGAUAUGCCGGACCUCUCGGAGUUGCUCGCCGGCGUUGCAUCUUCAUCGCAGUCUGGCUCAGAGAAGAAGCCGAAGGAGAGCAAGACCAAGGUCAAGGUCAAGGGCAGGACGGUUGUGUCAGACGAAGAGGACUCGUCCGUGGACGAGGAUAACGACCUCCAUCGUGCCAUGAACGACAUCCGGGGCAAGCGACAGACACAGGCCAAGAAGGCCAAGGCUUCCUCUGAUGACAGCGACAAUGCCGGCCCGCGCGCGGUGCCGGAGUACAUGGUGAAAACGUGGAGGCGGGGCGGCGACAACAUGGAGCCCAGCACGAAGAUGAUGGCCUUGAUUGGCUACCUGCACGAGUGGGAGGUGACCGGCGACAAGACGAUCGUCUUCUCCCAAUGGACGUCGAUGCUCGACCUGAUCGAGACACUGUUCAGCCGAUAUGGCAUACGCAGCCUGCGCUAUGAUGGACGGAUGUCGCGCGAGGCGCGAGAGAUGGUCCUGGCUGAGUUUAGGCAGCAGGGUGGCCCGAAAGUCAUACUCAUCAGCACGAAGUGCGGUGGCGUGGGCCUCAAUCUAGUGUCUGCGAAUCGCAUCAUCAACAUGGACCUUUCGUGGAACUACGCGUCGGAGUCUCAGGCGUACGACCGUGUGCACCGUCUUGGCCAGGAGAAGGAGGUGUUCGUCAAGCGACUUGUCGUCAAGAAUACCAUUGAGGAGCGGAUGCUGAAAUUGCAGGAUACCAAGACUGGUCUCGCGGAAGCUGCAUUGGGUGAAGGAAGCGGAGUCAAACUGCACAAGCUCAGUGUGAAGGAGCUUAGAGACGUACGUUCAUCCACCCCAGUCGUUGAUCCGCGAUCAUGCACUUACCUACUUGUCCCCAGCUGUUCGGCAUGA
Messenger RNA from Fomitopsis serialis, 2346 nucleotides. RefSeq names its product SNF2 family N-terminal domain-containing protein. Lineage: Eukaryota; Fungi; Basidiomycota; Agaricomycetes; Polyporales; Fomitopsidaceae. The coding region runs from base 1 to 2346 and encodes 781 amino acids. The record is from RefSeq and is a predicted model, not a curated record. The transcript is spliced from 25 exons. Gene Ontology annotation, molecular function: ATP binding; ATP-dependent chromatin remodeler activity. Gene Ontology annotation, cellular component: cytoplasm.